UCUGCCAUCCUACCCCGGUCUAUUCGCUGACUCAGUGCCUUAAACAGCAUCACCGUUCACCUGAACAGAGCAACAGCAUCCUCUGCGGAGAAAUCCAUCAGCCAUGGCUAAAACAGCAACCGCAUACAAAGAGAAGAUGAAGGAGUUGUCUGUCCUCUCCCUCAUCUGCUCCUGCUUCUACCCAGAGACACGCAACAAGCUUGAGCAUGAGUUUGAAGACAUGGAGGUGAAACCUAUUAACAAGCGGGCUUCUGGCCAGGCCUUUGAGGUGAUUCUCAAGCCUCUGUCUCCAGUGUCAGACGUAGCCCAUAACCUCCCCUCACCCCCCAAGAGGGACAUCUCCUUGGAUGACAUUGAGAAGAAACUGGAGGCUGCUGAAGAUCGUAGGAAGUAUCAGGAGGCCCAGGUGCUGAGGGCUUUGGCAGAAAAGCGAGAGCAUGAGAGGGAUGUGUUGCUAAAGGCCAUGGAAGAGAACAGCAACUUCAGCAAGAUGGCAGAGGAGAAGCUCCAGAUGAAGAUGGAGCAGAUCAAGGAGAACCGUGACGCCCAUCUGGCAGCCAUGCUUGAGCGUCUACAGGAGAAGGAGAGACAUGCAGCUUUGGUGCGCAAGAACAAAGAGCUGAGGGAAGAGCUGACAGCAUGAGCCUCAAAUAAGUCCUGACUUCCAUGGUCCAUCAACGUCCCUCCAUCCAACCCCGCCCCCCUCCUCUCCCUGCCCUCACCCUCCUCAGAACAGACACCCAACCCU
Morone saxatilis (striped sea-bass) is the source of this 748-nucleotide messenger RNA. It is a transcript of the gene stmn2a, whose product is annotated as stathmin 2a. The record is from RefSeq and is a predicted model, not a curated record. NCBI's taxonomy places the organism in Eukaryota, Metazoa, Chordata, Actinopteri, Moronidae. Gene Ontology annotation, biological process: regulation of microtubule polymerization or depolymerization; microtubule depolymerization; neuron projection development. Gene Ontology annotation, cellular component: neuron projection; growth cone; cytoplasm. Gene Ontology annotation, molecular function: tubulin binding.